AUGUCAGACACAACGCCCGAAAGCGCAUACACAUCAUUCAAAUACUUCCUCGUCCGCUUCCCCAAAGAAUAUGAAUAUGUAGCACACGUGGAGAUCAACAGAGCCGAGAAACUGAAUGCGUUUAUUGAGGCAAUGUGGCUCGAAAUGCGCCAACUCUUCACGCAACUCUCAACAGACUCCAAUAUCCGCUCCAUCGUCCUCUCAGGCUCAGGCGACCGCGCCUUCACAACAGGACUAGACGUCCAAGCCGCGUCGAACGGCAUCCUAGCCGAAUCGGACGAAACAACAGAUCCCGCGCGCAAAGCAGCGCAACUACGCCGCCACAUUUCCGAAUUCCAGGACUGCAUUACCUCCGUCGAGCGGUGCGAGAAGCCCGUCAUCGUCGCCAUGCACGGCUUCUGUCUUGGUCUUGCCGUUGAUUUGUCCACGGCGGCUGAUGUGAGGGUUUGUUCGGCUGAUGCUCGGUUCUCCGUGAAGGAGGUCGAUAUUGGUCUUGCAGCUGAUAUUGGAACGUUGAGUCGGUUGCCUAAGGUUGUUGGGAGUUUUGGGUGGGUGAAGGAGGUGUGUUUUUCUGCGAGGACUUGGGGCGCUGAGGAGGCCAAGUCUGUUGGGUUUGUUAAUGCCGUUUUGCCUUCCAAAGGGGAUGCUGUGAAUGCAGCUUUGCAGUUGGCUGGGUUGAUUGCGCGGAAGAGUCCGGUUGCCGUACAAGGGACGAAGGAGUUGUUGAAUUAUUCGAGGGAUAGAGGGGUGUUGGAUGGUCUCCGGUAUACAAGCAUCUGGAAUAGUGCUGCGUUGCAGACGACGGAUCUUGCUUCUGCGCUGCUCUCAGGUUUGCAGAAGCGGACUCCUACGUUUGAGAAGUUGUAA
Molecule: messenger RNA, 867 nt
Organism: Monascus purpureus
Lineage: Eukaryota; Fungi; Ascomycota; Eurotiomycetes; Eurotiales; Aspergillaceae
Source: the annotation of a GenBank genome assembly